Cynara cardunculus var. scolymus (artichoke) is the source of this 1487-nucleotide messenger RNA. RefSeq lists its product as uncharacterized. NCBI's taxonomy places the organism in Eukaryota, Viridiplantae, Streptophyta, Magnoliopsida, Asterales, Asteraceae. The record is from RefSeq and is a predicted model, not a curated record. The transcript is spliced from 8 exons. Gene Ontology annotation, biological process: negative regulation of flower development; negative regulation of DNA-templated transcription; shoot system development. The coding region runs from base 491 to 1345 and encodes 284 amino acids.
CAUGGCUCCAGCAGUUUCAAAUCGAAUAUCGUUUCCCUUGUAAAUUUGUAGUUCACGUGUUUGAUGCAGUCUCCUCUGCUUCUAGUUCAAAUGCUGUAGCGGUUUCCAAUCCAGUCUCGUUUGCUGUAGGAAUUUCAAGUUCAAAUCCGUUCUAAUGUCUAUCUGUUGAAGGAAACAACAAACUAAGAUUGGACGUUAAUCUGUGAGCUCUACAUUUCAAACACAACCACUUUGCGAUUGUUCUAGCUCUAAUACGAAUAAUUUAGGGUUUCUUCACUACAAUUUCGAGUUACACCAAUUUAUUGUUUAUCGAUUUCUAAAUAUUCCCCCAAAAUUCAAAAAUCUGAAAGGUUAGAUCAAAAUAUUUCAAGGGUUUUGGAUUGAGUUUGCGUCUUGAAGAUACAUUUAAAGGUUCGACCAAGAUCUAACACAUGAGGGUUUUCAAGUUUCUAGUGGUUGAGGCAAAUCUCCUUCAACUUAUAUUCUUGAUAUGGAGAUGGAUCUCGAAGCAAACAGGGAAAGAAUUGGAUUUAAGAACUUUCCCAUUCGUAAGUUUGUUUCUUCCAUUCGCGAAAAAGAUCCAGAAAAGUGUUGGCCCUUCGCAUCAUUAUGUGCCUAUAAGGAUUUUGAAUCAAUAUCCUUGGUUCAUCUAAACAUCUCUGAAGAUGCUGAAGCUCCCAAAUUAUCUGAAGGAGAAACUUCCAAGGGAAAAGAGGCUGGAUCUGAUACUCUUAGAGGAUUUGAACUUGAAAUUCCUAUAGCAAACGAUACUGGAUCGGAUACCGCUACAGGAUAUGAGCUAGAAAUAUCUAAAGGAAAGGAGACUGCAAUAGCAACUGCUAGAGGAUUGGAACUAGAAAUUUCUAAGGGAAAUGAUAUUGGAUUUGGAACCGCUACAGGGAAUACUGAUAAAGUCAACAGUAUAUUCACCAUCGAUAGUGAAGACGACUCUAAUGACGACACUUUGGGCUUGUUUUUGAAAAAACGAAAGGGUGUUGAAGUUACUCGUCGUGCAUGGAACAAGAAGAAGCAGAAGAGACUCCAAGUCGAAAAGACAAGACCCAAAGCGGUUAAAAGACCGAACCUUGGACCCGAGGGCUCUCGGACCAUGACCAAGAAAGCCAACUACGAAAAGCUAGCCGAGGCACCCGUAGCUGGUGCACUUGGCAGUGAACAUGGAGGCAUGCUGACUGGUCCCGAAGCUGGUGGGUCAAAGGGUCCUGGAACGUGUGCGGCUAUGCCAUGUGACGGUCACAUCUUGAUGAUUACGGUGAACCGGAACCCUGGUGAUUUUAGCGCACCGGAUGCCGGAAACAGGUUCAUGAGAGGAGGAUAUAGUGAGUAGCUUUGAAGCUUUUUAUAUGCAUCAUGCGAUGAAAACUGUGACUCAAAUCUGAUGGUUUAUUACAAUCAAACUUGUGGACUUGGGUUUGAACAUGUAGUUAUUUGCAUGAAUGGCAAAGGUACCUUUGUACUCGUCAGCAUCA